AUGAUGACGUGCCGUCUGCUGUGCGCCCUGUUGGUGCUUGCCCUGUGCUGCUGCCCGUCCGUGUGCGUGAUGGCGAGUGCUGAUAAAACUGGAAAAAAUUCUGGUUCAAAGGUUGACGAGAAAGAGGGAACAGGUGAGGGGAUGGAAUCGCAUAGUACAACUUCUCCUUCGCCACAGAAAGGAGAGGAGGAGAAAAGGAAGGAGGUACAGGAACCAAAUAUGGCGCUUCAUACGUCACAGGAAACAGCUACAGUAACCGGAACGUCACAGUCACAAAAUACUUCCAGUAUUACACAGGAUCAGGAUCAAGAUGGUGGUGAGUCUAAUGGACGGACAGAACAUACGAAUGCCGUUACGGCAAAUGAGCAACAUAAGGAAUCUAAUGCACCCACCACGACGACCACUACAACAACGACAACGACCAAAACGACGACUACUACAACUACGACGACCACGACCACUACAUCACAGGCACCAACUACUACGACUACAGAGGCACCAACCACGACGACCACCCGCGCACCGUCACGUCUGCGCGAAGUUGACGGCAGCCUCAGCAGCUCUGCGUGGGUGUGUGCCCCGCUGGUGCUCGCCGCAUCCGCGCUGGCGUACACCACUCUGGGCUGA
Trypanosoma cruzi is the source of this 627-nucleotide messenger RNA. Its product is annotated as mucin TcMUCII, putative. NCBI's taxonomy places the organism in Eukaryota, Euglenozoa, Kinetoplastea, Trypanosomatida, Trypanosomatidae. Bases 1 to 627 code for a protein of 208 amino acids. The transcript has a single exon. The record is from RefSeq and is a predicted model, not a curated record.